Lates calcarifer (barramundi perch) is the source of this 1822-nucleotide messenger RNA. It is a transcript of the gene emb, whose product is annotated as embigin. Lineage: Eukaryota; Metazoa; Chordata; Actinopteri; Centropomidae. The transcript has 9 exons. Bases 144 to 1076 code for a protein of 310 amino acids. The record is from RefSeq and is a predicted model, not a curated record.
CACAGGCUGCAGGGUGAUAUCAUGGCUGCGUCACUUGCGCAGCUGAGGGAAGAGGGGUGGGGUGGUUAGACGAUGCAGCAAGCAGAGAGUAGAGAGGGACCCGGUGAGAAAUACUCGCUGAGAGGACAGAGGGGAUAAUAAUCAUGUCAGCCUCGUGGAAGCAGAUCUUUUUUCAGAUGCUCCUGCUUCUCAUCUCCUGCAGACACAUCAAUACAAAGACAUCUGUCCCAACGCCUGCCCCACUGCCUCCUCUGCCAACAGAAGUAAGAAGUGGUAUCCAUAACGGUGAAAAUCAAACUCAGAAAGUUCAACUGACAAAACCUGUCAAUCUAGUGCUCGAGUGUACCUGGACUGGUAAUCAGAACAAACUACCAAAUGUAACUGGUCACUGGAGAAAAGAUGGGGUUGAAAUCGAGGACAGCCUUCUCACGGUUCUGUUGGAGAAUGGCAAGUACAAUCUCAAACGAGAGUUCAGGAUUGUGAGUAAAGAAGACCUCAGAAAUUACUCAUGCGUGUUUGGAAAUGAAGCAAAAAUAGAUUUUAUCUUGGCAGGUCCACAGAUGGGUGAAGUGCGAGAUAAGCCGAUAGUCAGCUAUGUGGGAGAUUCUGUGGUGAUUCUGUGUAAACUGAACGAAACUGAACCAAGGCCCAUGUUCUGGAAUUGGUACAGAGCAAAUGGGACAGAUAAAGAGCUGAUUGUCGAUGCAGAUUCUCACCGGUACAAAAUUAAGGUAGAGAAGAAAGAAAAAGAGGAGAAAGCCAAGUUGGUGGUGCACAACCUGACACAGGCCGACUCUGGCUUGUAUUACUGUGAAGCAGAUUACGGCAUCAACACCACGAUGGGCCACGUGGAGCUCAGGGUCAUCACCCUCUGGGAGCCUCUGAAGCCUUUCAUAGCCAUCGUGGUUGAGGUGAUCAUCCUGGUGGCUGCCAUCCUGCUCUAUGAGAAGAGUCAGUCCAGGUCCAAAAACAGCACAGCAGGAGAUGGGACAAAUGCUGACCAAACGAACACACUGACGCAGGGAGAAAACAAUGGACCAGAGGAAAGUUCUUCAAUGAGACAGCGCAAAGUUUAAAGACUCUGAAGGCUGCAAUCCAGCAGAUUCAAGCUGCUUUAACACUGUUUUACUAAUUUUCAAAUGUGAAUAUUAGAGCUUAAAAGCAAUAUUGAACAAAUUAUUUUGUGAAUGUCCUCUAUUAUAAUCAAAAAUAUUUUCACCAAACAAAAUGCAAUAACCACUGCUUUAGAAUCAUUACUUUUUCUCACAGCUUUUUUUUUUUUUUUACUCUAUUUCACUGGAACGAUAUGUUUUUUUUAUUCUGAAUCAGUGGUGGUGUCACAGUGCUUGAAAGAGCAAGGCAUUUACCUCUUCUGUUUUUUAGUGUUUAAAACUGUAUAUGCUCAUUUCCUGUGAAGAAACAAAGAUCAUAUCUACGUCUUCACACCUCACUCUACCUUUACCACUUCCCUGUCAGAGCGGAAGUGCGUUUUCUGUGUUUCGAUGGCAAUCUCCUGCAUUAUGUUUUGUGAGCAGUGCCUUACACUCUCAAAAAGCCAUUAACUAACCAUUCAUAACUGUGCUUGCAAUAACUUUGUCACUUUUUAGUUAUGUAACACUGUGUCUACAUACUGUGUACUACCUUAACAACAUGUAUAUCAAGAUAUAUCAUCAUAUAUGUAGAUCUUUGUGUGUCUUUAUCAUGUUAAUGUAUCAGGAGUCAGAAAGGUAAUAUUUUCCCUUAAUCAUAAUUUCAGUUGUGUUUAGUUAAUGAUGGUGUGCCACUGUGAAUGUUAACAAGCAGAUUAAAGCUACACAAGUCA